AUGCAAAAGCGUUUGAAGAGUGCUGCAGAGCUUAAACGGAUACAGGCUCUCAAGGCAUUGUUCAAAAAAGUGGUUCGCAUGGUGAGCUUUAAUGACCCGUGGAGAGAAAGCGAUUACGGCCCCAGGAUUUCUACAAACCUUCCGAGAAAUGUAUCAAAUCGAGUUCGGACCAAGCGCAAAUCGGGUUUUCUCACAGCAGCGGACAAAUCCUUAAUUCGAACACCGCACGCAAUUCGUACAAUUCCGGAGAGAAUGAAGUUGUGUAAGAUGUUUGCUAAGUUUAGAUGCCUGGUUCGAUUUACUCCAAAAAUCCGCGCUCGCUUGGUUCCUGUGGUCCGCUUUAUGCCCCUUGAUGCUGGCCGCAAAAUCAUAAGACAAUCGGAUACUCCAAUAACAGUGUUUUUCAUAUUAACAGGGGAGGUACACAUGUAUCGAGACGAAGUUGGCCAGGAGGGAGAUAAGGUAAUUCAGGGCAUUUUGGGGCCAGGCGACAUGAUGGGGGAUGUGGAGCUACUGGAAGGUAUCAAGCGAACUCAUACCUUUAAAACAGCAUCCUACUGCGAACUGCUGGUGCUAUUCGACUAUGACUUUGCGCCGAUUCUCGGGCCCUACAUGACGAAGAUUUGGGACGAGAAGAAGCGGGCCCUCAAGGCGCUGGACUACUUUGAUUUCCUCGACAAUGACCAGAUCGUGGAAGCCUGCCGAUUCGGGAAGCUAAAACAAUUUGAUCCCCUGGAAACCAUAUUCUGUGACGAUAUAGGAUCUAUGACAAAUGUGCACUUUGUGCUCAGUGGAGAGUGUCUGAUACUCCAGUGCCUUAAUAUGAAGGUUAGUCUAAAAAAAGGAAAGAAGUUCUUAGAGCUUAUGCCAACGUCCGCAGGAGAAGUGUCACAAAUGUUCAGGAAAGGGGUCAGAUCCACCUUUUCCACGCAAACUAAACUGAACUCAGUGGCUGUCUCAAAAGUAGAUCUUGAUCUGGUAGAAAGCUCCAGUAGCAGUUCCAAGGAAAAUGGACCGUUUAAUACACACAGCCGGACGAUGCGCAAAAUGCGAUUACAAGAUAUAGCAAAGUCAUGCGGCCUAAUAAAAUCGAUGCAUACGCCCAAACCGCGUUACACAUGGCGCCGAUCGACCCAUCAAAAAUCAAUAAUUUCCGCAUCCUCUGAUGCCGCUAAUGAUUUUAUCGAUGAAGAUAUGUAUGAGGAUUUUUGGGAAAUGUACGAGGAUGAAGAUGAGAUCGAAUCAAGUUCAUCUACUUCGGACAAUUUGGACCAAGUUCUCACGCAGGCUUUUCGAACUGCUCCUGCUUUUGAUAGUUUUGUUGGAAGUGCUUCCGAUGAAAGAGAGGUUUUUUCCUCAUCCUUCUCUAGUUUUAGCUCAAGCAGUGAAGAAUCGUCCGCACCUGCUUUCGAAAGCCAUUUCAUCGAUGUGGGUACCAUCACUUUUGGAGGAAUUUUCGGAUUGGGCGAGAAAAUGGAGCACCGAGUGGUUAUGGCCAGGUCCACGGUUCAGUGUCUAAUCCUUCCCAGAUUUUUCCUGCUGGAGAAGAAACAAAAUCCGGGAAAUAUUUGGGAGCGCAGGCUUUUAUAUAUGGAGUGCAUGAUUCCAUCGAGGGAAGCCUUAUUCGCUCACUAUCUCAAAUCUUGUGAAUGGAAAAAAUUCAAAAACGAUUUUAUUCGCGAAACUUUGAAGCCAUCCGAUAAUGACUGUACACACGUUGACGAUAUUCCAAUAAUUUGUAAAAUAGUGGAGUCAUCGGAAGACGUUAAUUAAUUUUGGAAAAUAGCCUCAAGGUCACUUUUACAUAGUUCAGGUAGGCCAAAGGCAUUUUAAAGGAUAUUUUUGGUCUAACUUAAAAAUGUAUAAGCGACCUUGAGGUAUUUAAAUGUAAACUGUAUUCUGAUUCUAAUACAUCCAAUAAAUUGGGUUUUACCGUCA
This is a messenger RNA of Drosophila subpulchrella, 1938 nucleotides long. RefSeq lists its product as uncharacterized. Lineage: Eukaryota; Metazoa; Arthropoda; Insecta; Diptera; Drosophilidae. Bases 1 to 1773 code for a protein of 590 amino acids. The record is from RefSeq and is a predicted model, not a curated record. The transcript is spliced from 9 exons.